UGAGGAGAUUGCGCGUGGACCGGGCGUUCGCUGGGAUAACGGACCCACCUGCCGCCCUGAGGGGAACAUGGACCAAAGAUACCUAACCCAGAUGGAUGAGCAGAGCACUUUGCCCAAAACAAAACUGGUGUCUCGUCUCCAGUUGGGACCAGAGAAUACAGAGAUACCACAUAUGGUUGAAGGAAGGUAUAUUAUGCAUGAACAAGCUGUCAACAUUGAGGAAAAGAGCAGCUCACUGCCCUCUUCAGUAGAGAAGUAUCCUACUGCACUCCGUACAGCAGUUUACAGAACAGGCACAGAAAGGAAACACAAAACAACAGUAAAGGAAGGAAAGAUGGGCUUUGAAUAUGUACUCUCAAGAAGACUGAGAGAAUCUCCUGAAAUGGCUCAGUGUGAGACGAUGAUAUCCUUAGAGCUGAAGAGUGACACUGGAAAAAAACAUUCUAUGAUACCUGUUCAUGAAAAAGUUCAGCAUGUUGUUGGCACAUCAGCGUCUUCUUCCAUAGAUAGUGAAGGAAAGUAUAAUGAACAUAAGCUUAAAAUGGCAGAAAAAGAAGAUGAUGAUAAAGAGACUGAAAUUCAAACAGUUGUUUCAGAACCAAGUUGCCAUACAAAGAUCUGUAAACAACAGAAAGCUGGAACAUCUCAUAACAAACCUAUUAGGGAAAAAGUUUACUCUUAUGAUAGAACAGAACCAACUGAUGAUGAUGUGAUAAAACAUAUUUUGAGGCUGAGAGGCAAACUUGGCUGGCAAACGGUAUUACCACCACGUGGAUACGUAGCUGAAGAGACGAAGGCGACUAUAAUUCAGAAGAUUGCACUUCGGAGACCUUUAUUACUGAAAGAUAGUGGAGAAUAUAUAUAUUGUCUCAGAAGAAGCAGGAACAACCCUAAGGCUCCCUAUAAUCCCUACGAUCUUCAAGUUGUCUCUGCAAAUUCAGCUAAACAUAAUAAAGAAUAUUGGACCAUUACUGCUUCAUUUGUGUCCAAGUUUUCUGUAGUACACAAAGCAGAAGAAAUGGAAAUAAUUCCUGUAAUGGAAUGGCUAUGUGAAAGACAACUUUAUUACAUGAUAUGCAAUUUUAAUGUGUUUUCCAAUAUCAGAAUGAAGAAAUAUUUUUUCACCUGGAAAAUCAAUGUUCGAAGAGCUAAGACAACCAAGAGCAAAACCAUGAUGUACAACCAGCUUUUUUUGGCUGAUGAAUUAUUUCUGAGCUGCUUGCUUUAUAUCCAAGGUCUGUGUGAAGAUGCAUGUAACAUUAAUUGCUGCAAAGGAUCAGAAGAUAAUGCAAUUUAUUUGAUAAAGGUGGACAGAUCUCGCACAUAUUCUUUGGAUGAGUUUUGUGAGGAGCAAUAUGAACAGAAUAAAGAAGCACUUCAUCAGCUACAGACUUUCAAGGAGAAAGUAAUUAAAGCCAUUCAAAGUACCUUUUUAAGGGUGGCAGAAAUGAAGGGAGCUCAAAAGCUUUUUCAGUCUGUGCCAAGUGACAGCAAGGAAAACCCAAAAUAUGCUGAGAUAAGUGAAUGGCGUCAGAUGAUGAAACGCUUUUCAAGGUUUCUUCUGCUAGUUGACAAGAUCUUCCAAGAACUGCUCCGUAAACUGGUGCACAAUGCUGUCCAGCUGCUACUGGAGUUAUUUAAGGGUUCCAGCAAUGUGACCAGUCCAGAUGAAAAGAAGAAUGAAAACCUUAUAAGUAUUUAUAAGAACACUCUUGUGAGACUACCUGGCCUGUUGGAUGUAGAAUACUGUUCAGCAGGAGUAUCUAAAGAAUUCAUUCGAGAUUUUGAGAGAGCACCUCAAGAAUCAUCUUUCCAUUUAAGGGAGGACAAAGUUUUAAAACCUGAAAUAAUUACUAUAGCUGAUAUUGACAAGGUGCUAGAAGAUGUAAAAAAGCAACUGGAAGGAGAACAAGAAUAUGCACCAGUAUUUGAAGUAAAUAUAGGUCUAAGAAUUCCUUUUGAGAAGAUUAACGAUAGGAGCAGCCAUCAGGAGGAUGAUCCAGAGUCCUGUGAGAUGCAAGAUGAUGAUUCUUUUUCACUGACCUCAGUAGAGUUUCUGAAGCAAAGGUUGAAAGAUGAUGACAAUUUGAAAAGUUGGACCCAGAGUAACAGUAAAAGAGCAUAUGAGGAGCUGUCAGAAAAUAUAAAGAAACAGACAUUUAAAUUAAGUCAAGUUAAAACUGACCUUUCUGCAGGCAAAGCAGAAGUCAAGCCUGAAUCAGAUAAUAAAGCGGAAUUAAAACAUGAAUGUUCAUCAUCAUUCUGUCCAGAUAUCUUUUUAAUUCCCAAUAGAAGACAGUUUUCUAAAAAAUUACAAGGAAUUGUGGAUGGUCUAGAAAAUACUACCGCUCAGGUUAUUCCAUUUUCUCGUGAUACUCAUCUGUCAGUCUUCAUCACUCAGUCUUUACAUAAAAUAAUGCAGUCACAUGAAAGUUGUUCAGAAUUGUGGGAAAAAGAGUAUCCAGCACCAUGGCCCAAUUGGGAGCUACUUCUAGGAACAGAUCCAUGCUACCAAAACAAAAUUUUGACUCUUCUGUCUAUUCUUAGUAGUUCAAUGGAACAAGUUGAAUCUUAUAGCAGAAACUUUAUGCGAUACUGUGCCAUGGUGAAUGAAGCUAAAACUAUGAAUAUGGAAAUCUUAGCACUACAAAGGGAAUUAUCAUCACAUGAUUUCAGAGGCAUCUUAAAUAAGUAUACAGAUGAUGUAAACGAGAUUAUAUGUAUGACUAUUGAAAGACGCAUUCAUAUGAUUAAGGUCAGAAGUGUUAACUAUCAAACAGACUGCCUGCCAUAUUUUGAAACCCUGCUUAAUAUAAUACGUGCAUCAUUGUAUGCAAUAGUUGAAGCAAGGAACUCGCAUCUCUCAGAAGUUAUCCAUUCAGCACUUAGAAAGCUGGAUAAAGAUCUCACAACAGUGGAAGAAUUUAUUGAGCACUUGACUUUUUUGAGCCAAAUUUCCUCAGAGUUGCCAGGGCUAGAAACUCAGUAUAACACUCUUUCCCAAUUGUAUUGUAUUGCGAGAGCCUAUGACUUCUUUAUUCCAGUUGAACAGUUUGCUUUAUAUCAGACCCUUACUCGCAGUCUGCAUGAUCUUAAAUCAAGUAUCCUUAUUUGUGAAAAAGAAAAAAAUGACAAUAUUAUAAAAUUCAGUGCAGAUUUGGAUGGUUAUUUUGGCAACCUACAGUUUGAACUUAGGAACUUUAAGAACAAAGUGAGAAAUCCAGUUCUCCUCCUUAGCAAAACAUCGCCUGAGACAGCUAAAGAGAUGAUCCAAAGUCUUAUGGAAGAAGCUGCAGUUAUUUCUAACAAAUCCAGAAGUUAUGCAAAUUACCAGGAUCUCUUUGACAGUUCCAUUGCUGACAUGAAAUCAUUAUCAUUGGAAAGGAUGUCACAGAAGAGUCAAGUUGGAGACUCAAGUUCUCAGAGAGUGAAUAAAGAGCUCUCUGAAAGUGAAAGUGAAUUAUCUUUGCGAAAACUCUUGUGGGACUUACUAGAGGAAUGGGGGAAGCUUUCUUUUAGGUGGAAACAUACACUUUUUGAGAACGUUGAUGUAGAUUUAAUUCAAAAGAAUGUUAGCAGAUUUAUGCAGACAAUACAGAUUCUAGAAAAAGGUUUACCAGAAAAUAAUAUUAUAAUAGGUCUGAAGCAGUCACUAAUGGAUUUUAAAGAAGGCCUAUCUGUGAUUGUGUUUUUAAGAAGUCCAUAUCUUCAACCAAGGCAUUGGGAGGCUAUACAGUAUAUUAUUGGGCAAUCCAUUUCUUGGGAUAAAAAGUUUACCCUGGAGGAUGUUCUGCAACUCAAUUUGUUUCAGUACAAGAAAGAAAUCACUGAUGUAUCAGUAACAGCAACCAAUGAAGCUACCCUUGAAAUAAUGCUGAAUAAGAUAAUUAACCUUUGGAAUAAAACUAAUUUCCAUUUGUCUCCUCACCACUCUGAAACUUCAACUUUCAUGAUUAUUUCAUCUGCUGAAGAUAUAAUGGCUCAGUUAGAAGAAUCUCAAGUAACAAUUUCAACAAUUAAGGGUUCUUGCUAUGUUGGGCCAAUUAAGAACCUUGUAGAUGCAUGGGAUCAUAAGUUAAAUCUCUUCUCUCGCACCCUGGAGGAAUGGUUGACUUGCCAAAGGAAUUGGAUUUACCUGGAACCAAUCUUUCAUGCUCCAGAAAUACAAAGGCAGCUGCCAGCAGAAGCAAGUAUUUUCUCUCAAGUCAAUAACAAAUGGAAAGAGAUAAUGGCGUGUACAGAGGAUAACCCAAAUGCUCUUAGGGCAGCCACAACUGCAGGAGUCCUUGAGAUGCUGCAGACCAACAAUGCACAUCUUGAAAAAAUACAGAAGUCUCUUGAGGACUAUCUUGAAAUUAAACGAAUGAUUUUCCCAAGGUUUUACUUUCUCAGUAGUGCUGAACUUCUUGACAUUUUAGCUGAAAGCAAAAAUCCAGAGGCUGUGCAGCCUCAUCUUGUGAAAUGUUUUGCGAAUAUCAGGAAGUUAUAUAUACGCAGACAUGACGAGAACUCUCCGGUGGUGGUGAUGAUUGGUUCUGCUGAAGAAGAGACUCUCUUAGUGCCAAAAAUUAUUCGUAUUAGAGGCCCUGUUGAGCAGUGGCUAGGUAAUGUAGAGAGCAGCAUGUUUGACAUGGUAAAAAAAUUUGUAAAUAUUGGAAUGGUAGAGUGGAAUCAAAUGGAAUUUAAACAGUGGUUUCUGACUCAUCCAGGACAGGUGGUACUUCUUGUGAGUCAAAUUAUGUUUAAUAAGGAUUGUACAAGAAGUUUCCAGAGUUCUGAUCCAAAAAUGGCACUGACAGGAAUCCAUGAUGAAGUAGUCCAUAAUCUAGAGCAGCUCGCAGAGAUGGCAUCUGACAUUCUUCAGUUUCACAAGCAAACCACACUAGAGGCGUUGCUUACUCUGUACAUCCACUGUAGGGACAUACUUUCCAGUCUGAUAGAUAAACAAAUCUUCAAAAGGGAGGAUUUUGAAUGGACAAGGCAAUUGCGCUAUGAAUGGAAUGAAAUGAACACCACAUGUAGGGUAGUUCAAGGUAAUGCCUCCUUUAUGUAUGGCUAUGAGUACUUGGGCUGUUCCUCUCGAUUGGUUAUUACACCGCUCACCGACCGAUGCUGGUUAACUCUUACUGGAGCACUACACUUGAAUCUAGGAGGCUGUCCUGCUGGUCCAGCUGGUACAGGAAAAACCGAGACUGUCAAAGACCUGUCUAAAGCCAUGGGAAAACUCUGUGUGGUUUUUAAUUGUUUUGAAGGUUUGGAUUAUCAGAUGAUGGGAAAAUUCUUCUGUGGACUAGUUCAGUCUGGAACAUGGUGUUGUUUUGAUGAGUUCAAUCGCAUAGAUAUAGAAGUUCUGUCUGUAAUUGCUUCACAAAUUCAGACAAUCAAGGCAGCAAAAGAUAGCCAUGUUAUCAGAUUUGUGCUGGAAGGAAGAGAAAUCCGUAUCAAUACAUCCUGUGGAAUCUUUAUUACCAUGAAUCCUGGGUACAAAGGCCGUGUAGAACUCCCAGACAAUUUAAAAUCUUUGUUUCGACCUGUCUCAAUGAUGGUACCAGAUUAUCAACUCAUUGCUGAAGUAAUAUUAUUUUCAGAAGGUUUCAAAUCAGCAAAAUCACUCUCUAGGAAAUUGGUCAAUCUUUACCAGUUGGCUUGCAAUCAGCUGUCACAACAGGAUCAUUAUGAUUUUGGUAUGAGAGCCAUAAAGACAGUGUUAUUGAGGGCUGGACAGAAGAAAAAAGAAUUAAAAAUACAAAAUUAUGAUACUAGUGUUCCUGCAGAAGAAGAAACUCUCAUUAUAAUCAAUUCAUUGAAAGAAGCUAAUUUACCCAAGUUUCUUGCGGAAGAUGUUCCUCUGUUUGAGAACAUUAUGGCAGAUCUGUUCCCAGGAAUUAUAGUUCCAAGAGUAAGCACUCACAAACUAGAGAAAUCAGUAGCUGUUGCAAUGCAACAGUUAUGUUUGCAGCCUUGGGCAUCUCAGAUAGAAAAAGUUUUACAGUUUCACGAUCAAAUUCUGGCUCGGGUUGGUGUGAUGUUAGUAGGCCCUACAGGUGGAGGGAAGACAACUGUUAGAACAAUUUUAGAAAAAGCCUUGGGAAUUUUACCCACUUUAUGUUUGGAAAAAUUUUCAAAAAAUGAUGCUGUUUUGCAGAAUGCACCAAAGAAAGGAAAAGUGGAUACUUUUGUAAUAAACCCAAAGUGUGUCAGUGUUGGUGAGCUGUUUGGACAGACUGAUCCUAAGACUAUGGAGUGGUCUGAUGGAUUAUUGGCAUCAGCAGUUCGAACAUUUGCAAAAUAUUCAACAAAAAAAUCUAAAAAAAUGGAGGCAAACACUGAUGCAGCUACAAGAAUCCAGGACGCUUACACUUUGAACACAGUGGAUCUAACUGACGCUGCUGUGACUGCAAAAAACAAAGAAGUAACAGAAUCUUCGUACUCACACAGUAAAACUAUUACUGAUUGGCAGUGGAUAAUCUUGGAUGGACCAGUAGACACAGUUUGGAUAGAAAACUUAAAUACUGUGCUAGACGAUACCAGAACAAUGUGUCUUGCGAAUAGUGAAAGAAUCUGCUUGCCGUCAGGAAUCAGAAUGAUAUUUGAAACAGACAGUCUCUCUCAGGCCAGUCCUGCUACUAUCAGUCGAUGUGCAAUGGUUUUUGUGGACCCAAGUAAUCUGGGAUGGGAACCUUAUGUAAAGACAUGGCUGUUAAAAGCUUCCAGAAUAAUUACACAAAGUGGCUCAGAGUGUCUUGAACGUUUAUUUGAAAAAAGUAUAAAAAAAGGACUAAAUUUUUUAGAUAAACACAAGAAAAUGCAGCCAUUUCCCAUGCAGCAGAUGGGAAUUAUAAUGAAUCUCUGCAGAAUCCUUGGUGCUUUUAUUGAUAUAAUGAGCAAAAAUGGACUCUUCUGUCACAGUGUUGAACAUCAGCACUCUGUUGUAGGUACUUCAAAAGUGUCCCAGACCCAGUAUCUCAGCUCUCAAAUAACAGUUGAAGCCAAAGCACUAACUGCAAAGGCCUCAGUAGAAAAGAAAAGGGAAGAUCAGAAAUGGUUUUUGGAAAAGUAUCCUGACAAACUGCCAUCAUUGUUAGAGAAACUCUAUGUCUUUGCAUUUACUUGGGCAGUUGGAGGAGUUUUAAGACGAGAGACUGAUUAUGAGGAAGAGUCUCUGAUUGGCAUAAAUACCAAAGAUGAGUCUCUUGUAACUGUAACACGUGGUUUCAGUAACUUUGUUCGUGAUAUAUUUGAAGGAGAAUCACCUAUUGGCAUUCAGUUCCCAGCUGGAGACAGGGUUAUCUUUGAGUAUUUUGUGGAUUUACAAACAGGUGAUUUUGCACCAUGGACAGACUUAGUUCCUACCACUCAGUUUCUAAUUCAACAAGAGACUACAUCAUUUUCUGAUUCCCUGAGAUCUGGGAGUAAUAAAGAUGUGAACCUUGGAAGAAGAGAUACUCUGAAGCUUAUACCUAAUAUGGAAACAAUUUGCUAUUCUUUUCUAACAAGCCUUCUUUUAAUGAAUAAACAUCCAGUGCUUAUCACAGGAGACUCUGGUAUUGGGAAGACUGCCAUGAUUCAAAAUAUGCUUGAAAGACUUCAGAAACAAGAGGGAUUAUUUGUAAAAUCAGGAACAAUUUUAGGAGAUGUCGUCUUACAUAAUGAAAUUAAAAAAGCAAGUAUGUUAAAGAAUUCCAGUUACCUAACAUUUGAUGUGCCCCAAGGUGCUCAGAAGAGAGUGUGGCCCUCACCUGGAGACUCGGAUUUGAAGUCAACGACGGGGCCAUAUUCUGCAAGUGAAACUGGUGACAUUGCUCCAACAUCUGAAAGAAUCAAGGGUGUUAUAGUUUCCACAAUACAGUGUGGUGCCCACACCAGUGCUGCCCAAAUACAGGCAUGGAUUCGUCAGAAAUUAAUACUAAAAAGUAAAGAUGCUCUUGGUGCACCAAAAUCCAAACAGGUGAUAAUGUUUAUUGAUGAUCUGAAUAUGCCAAUACCAGAGGAUUAUGGUGCCCAGCCACCACUUGAAACAAUCAGACAGUUUUUAGAUUUAGGAGGUUUUUAUGACACUAAGCAACUUGCAUGGAAGACUAUUCAGGAUGUCUCACUGGUUGCAGACUGUGCCCCUCCAAGUGGUGGAAGAAAUGAGAUUAGCCCACGUCUUCUCACACACUUUUGUCUGUUGUUUCUGCCUCAACCUUCCUUACAAUCCUUGCAACGUAUUUUUCAGGUUAAUCUGGGAACAUACCUGUAUAACAACAGAUUCUUAUCUGAGGUUCAGAAAUGCAGUGACUUUCUAACUUCCUCUUCCAUAGCUGUAUACUAUAGUGUGUGCCGCAGCAUGCUCCCAACGCCAGCUAAGUGCCACUAUACAUUUAAUCUACGAGAUCUCUUCAAGGUGCUCCAGGGGUUGUUGCAAGCCCACAGGUCUGUUAUUGUCUCAAAUGAAACUGCAGCUCUUCUCUUUGUGCAUGAAACAACCCGAGUAUUCCAUGAUCGCCUGAUUGAAUCUGCUGAAAGAGAGAUUUUUUAUCAGUUUCUUGCACAUGAACUCCAUAACUAUUUUAAGAUCACAUGGACCAAAGAAAAAUUGAUGGAGGAGUCUACCAUAUUUGUGGAUUUUCUGGAUAUGAACACACCUCUUGAAAGUAAAAUCUAUCGAAACAUCACUAACCAUAAAAAACUUGUUUCUGUCUUGGAAGAAUUCCAAACUAAAAUGAAUUCAAUGAAUACUAAGACUUCAAUGGUGUUCUUUAAGGAAGCUGUAGAACACACUACAAGAGCUGCUAGAGUCUUUCGGCAACCAGGCGGCCACAUGAUGCUAAUUGGCCUGGAUGGAAAUGGGAAAAUAACCUGUGCAACCCUUGCCUGUUAUUUAGCAAACUGUAGUCUCUUUAGGUUGUCUGUUACCCCCAGUUACAGCUACACAGAUUUCAUAGAGGACCUGAAAAGAGUCUAUAGACAAACAGGGCUGGAGGGCCAGAACACUGUUUUGCUCAUCACUGAUUCAGAUAUAGUUCAGGAUUCUUUUUUAGAACAUUUGAGCUGCAUUCUGAAUUCUGGAGAAGUGCUUGAUUUAUUUGAUAAGGAGGAGUUGGAAGGUAUUGUUGUGAAGCUUACAGCUGUUGCUGAAAAGGCUAACUACUCUAACAGCAGAGAAGCUAUUCUUUCAUUUUUCAUGCAGAGAGUACGUAGCAAGCUUCAUAUUGUUUUGGCAACAAGUCCUGCAGGACUUAACUUCCGUCAACUUUGUCGGAUAUAUCCUUCCAUUGUUAAUUGCUCUACCAUUGACUGGUACGACAACUGGCCUGAAGAAGCUCUCCUGCAUGUUGCAAAAAGCUACUUUAGCCAUGAAGACAUUUGUGAUGACAAUGAGAACUUAACAAACACAGUUGCCCAGGUAUGUGUUGAAAUCCACAAAAGUGCAUCUACAACAACUGAGAAAUAUUUGAAGGAAACUAAAAGGCACUACUACAUAACUCCUAAUAGCUAUUUGCAAUUCAUAGACACCUUUUCAAGCAUAUUACAGAAUACAAAAAAGAAAAGUCUGUUUAACAGGGCUUGUUUUCACAAUGGUCUAACCAAGCUUCUGGAAGCAACAUCACUGGUUGCAGAAAUGCAAGAAGAGUUGCUUACCCUUGGCCCUCAGAUAGAGCAAAAAUCAAAGGAGAUAGAAGAACUCGUGGAAAAACUUCAUAGAGACUCACAAGUUGUAGAGCGGGUUCGAACUCUUGUUAAACAGGAUGAAGAAAACAUGACUGAGGAAACAAAAGUUGUGGAAGAAUAUGCUCAGCAAGCAACUGAAGAGCUAAAUGCUGUAUUGCCGGCUUUAGAAAAGGCCCUCGCUGCUCUAGAUGCAUUGGACAAAGCUCACAUUGCAGAACUCAGAGUAUACACUCAUCCUCCUCCUCUUGUACUAACUGUUAUGAAUGCAGUUUGUAUUCUUCUGCAAAAGAAACCUAGUUGGGCAACAGCAAAGCUCCUCCUUGCAGAUGCAGGAUUCCUCAAAAAAUUGGUUACCCUGGAUAAAGAUAAUCUACCAGAAAAGGUGUUUCUGCAAUUGAAAAGAUAUGUAAGAUCACCUGACUUUAGCCCAUCAAAAGUGGGACUGGUGUCUAUUGCCUGUUGCUCCAUGUGUCACUGGAUUUUAGCUUUAGAUCACUACCAUGAAGUACAAAAGUUGGUGAAGCCAAAACAAAUCCGAGUUACAGAAGCUCAGGAAGUACUAAGACUUGCCCAUCAAAAACUGGAUGAAAAACAAAGAAGUUUGGCCUUGAUUGAAGAACAUGAACACAAUUUAGAGGCAAGCUAUCAAGAGAGCAUAGCCCAGAAAGAAAUGCUAGCAACUCGAAAGCAACUGGCAACUCAGCGUCUACACAGAGCAUCUAUAUUAAGCACAGCUCUGGCGGAUGAGAUGGAGCGAUGGAAAGAAUCAGUUAAUAACCUGGACGAAAGGCUGCAAGGUAUUAUGGGUGAUGCCCUUGUUUCAGCAGCAUGCAUCAGCUACAGCGGAGUGUUAUCAGCAGAAUAUCGUCAGCAGCUAAUAAAUGAAUGUCUGAGAUUGUGUAAUGAGAACAUCGUUCCUGUGUCUCCAAAUUAUUCGCUAAUAACAGCUAUGACAGAAAAAAAUGAGGUCAGUAAAUGGCAAAAUGAAGGUUUGCCUCUCGACCAGUACUCCAUUGAGAAUGCUAUCCUUGUUAAGAAUGGACAACGAUGGCCUUUACUAAUUGAUCCACAGAAACAGGCUUACAGAUGGAUUUGUCAAAUGGAGGGAGACAGGCUACAACAAAUUCAUGCUUCUGAUUCCAAUUACUUAAGAACUUUAGAAAAUGCCAUGCAAAUUGGAAACUCCAUUCUGCUACAGGAUCUUGCUGAAGCUUUGGAUUCAAAUUUAAAGCCAAUCUUAAGAAAGGAAAUCUACAGUACAGGAGGUAAAGACUUCAUCAGGAUUGGAGAUGCUGAAAUUGAAUACAACCACAACUUUAGAUUAUACAUAACGACGCAAAAAGCCAACCCCCAUUUUCUUCCUUCAGUUUGUAACGUGGUCACAAUGAUCAACUUCACUGUAACAUUCCAAGGUUUGCAGGACCAGCUGUUGUCCACUGUAGUAAUUCAUGAAACACCCCAGUUAGAGCAACAACGUUGUGAGUUAUUGGAGAGUAUCUUUGCUGACCAAAUCACACUCCGAGAACUGGAACAAAAGUCACUUAAACUGCUCCAGAAAACAGAAGGACACAUAUUAGAUGACCAGGACCUCAUUGACAACUUACAAAGAACAAAAGUUACUUCAAAAGAGAUUUUUGAGCGUGUAGAAGCAUCAGCAAAAACAGAGGCCGCAAUUGAAAAAACACGUAAAAACUAUCUCCCUAUUGCAACUCGAGGUGCUGUGCUCUACUUUGUAGUGGCAGAUCUUAUUAAGAUCAACUACAUGUAUCAGUUUUCAUUGGAGUGGUUCCAUAAAAUCUUUGUAGAAUCUAUGGAUAUGGUGAAUAAACUGCGAAGUCAAAUUUCUCUGUCAGAUUCGACUUCUUCUGUAUGUGAAACAGUACGAGCCCUUAGCAGGCAGAGAAAAAGGCAUUUCACCCAAGAGCACUGGGAAGAAUGUGAGAAUGAGACAGACAACUUUAACAAGCAUCUUAAAGAAAUAAUUGACACGUUGACGAAUAAUGUUUAUAAGACAGUUUGUUCUGCCCUCUUCACUGAAAACCAACUCUGCUUCUCUUUCCUACUCUGCACUGAGAUCAUGCAGAAUAACUGUGGUGAAAAUCAAGCCCAAGACAACCUUGGAUUCCUACCUGAGAAUGAGUGGAACUUCUUCCUCUACUCCAGCAUGUUGGCAAAUAUUAUGGAUACACAAUCAGAGUUCAAAAAUGAUGGUUCAUAUAUGUUUAAUAAAACUCCUCAUCUCUGGAUUACUGAAUCUAUGUGGAAGGAAUGUCAGUACAUGAGCACUCACAUGCAACCUUUCAAUCUCUUGUGUGACUCACUUGCAUCAAAUUCCCAACAAUGGAGUUCUUUCCUAAACAGUGGUAACUUAUAUUAUUUACUUAGCACACAGUACAGGCCAACAUCAUCACAACAAGAUACAGACCUGCAGUCAGAUGCACUGAAAGAAAGAAUUGGGCUUGAUAGUGCCGUGGUAGACUUUCAUUGGGAGAAUCUUUCUUCAUUUCAAAGAAUUAUCUUGAUUAAAAUUCUCAGACCAGGAAGUUUAAAUAGUGCAAUACGAGAGUUUGUUAUUGAGAAAUUAGGAGCCAGAUAUCUUCAGACUGGAGUGAUUAACUUGAAAGAAGUGUAUGAAGAUUCCAGUGCCACCACUCCAUUAAUAUUUAUUCAUUCUCAUGGAAUAGACCCAGCAGCUCACCUUCUGCGCCUUGCACAGGAAAUAAAAGGAAGCACACGGCAUGUGAAAAUGAUUUCUUUGGGACGUGGUCAGGGAAGCAAAGCUGAAGAUUUGAUACAUAAAGCACAGCUGUUGAGUGGACAAUGGGUUUUCCUGCAAAACUGCCAUCUUGCUGCAUCAUUUAUGCCCAGGCUUUGUACUAUUGUUGAUUCAUUUACCCAGCCAAACAUAAACAUGGAUCCUCAGUUUAGACUAUGGUUAAGUUCCACACCUGAUCCUUCUUUCCCCAUACCUAUCCUGCAGAAAGGUUUUAAGAUGGCAAUAGAACCACCUCGGGGUCUGAAGGGAAAAUUACUUCAGACAUUUGGAUACAGUGGCAGUGGAGAUGUAACAGAAAUUAUCUUCAACAAGGUUGAAUGUGGCUUAUCCUGGAAGAAGCUGGUGUUCAGCCUGUGUUUCUUCAAUGCUGUAGUCCAUGAAAGAAAAAAAUAUGGCUCUUUGGGCUGGAAUGUUCCAUAUGAAUUUAACUCUUCCGAUUUAGAAGUUUCCAUACAGAUGUUGGGGAUGCUUCUGGCAAACCAAGAAGAGAUUCCUUGGCAAGCAAUAUGUUAUCUUACUGGCGAGGUAGUUUAUGGAGGUCGCGUGACUGACCACUGGGACCGUCGUUGCUUGCUCAGCAUUCUGAACAAUUUCUAUAGCCCUGUUGUAUUGCAGGAGGGUUUUGCUUACUCUAGUGAUGGCGUAUAUCGACCUGUGUCUGCCACAGAUAGCUUACAAGACUGUAGAGCCUAUUUAGAGUCUCUGCCAGACACUGAUUCACCAGAGCUAUUUGGAAUGCACGCCUCUGCUGAAAGAGCAUUCCUGGAAUCUCAGGCACAAACCUUUAUUGAUACCAUUGUCAGUAUGCAGCCAGGAAUCAGCAUGGACACCCUGAUGAUCAGUGGUGGAAAGAGCCAAGAUGAAUUAGUACUGGAAAUAGCUUCUGACAUUCUAAGGCAGCUGCCACUCACUGUAGAGGAACAAGAUACAGAACUGACACCUGGAACUGAACAUUCCUCCAAAAUGAAAAUCACACUGGGAAGCUUACUGUCAGGCCCCAUUUGGGCUGCCCUUGCAAAAGCUGUUAAAGGACAUGAUCCUUUUAUCAAUUCAGCUUUGUUAACUGUUCUUCGCCAGGAGAUUGACCGAUUUAAUAAUUUAUUGUCUGUAAUAACCAUAUCGUUGCAUUCACUUCAACAAGCUAUGAAAGGAGAGAUUAUCUUCACCACAGGGUUAGAAGAACUUUAUAACUCAGUUUUGAAGUCCAAGGUGCCUGAGUUCUGGCAGCUAUAUUCCUAUAUGUCAAAUAAGUCUUUGGGAUCAUGGAUUGAUGACCUUAUUCUACGAGUGAAUUUCUUUGCAACCUGGGCAAACCAGGUCAUCACCUGUAUACAGUUAAGGUAUAACAGCUGCAUUAAGCUGCUUCAGAAACAAGCCAAAACAUCUGGGAUCUCAUUUUCAUCACCGACUGGCAAUAGGUCCAACAUAUCCACCAACAGCAUUCAGGGAAAUCCCAGUCGCUUCUGGCUUUCAGGGUUUUUUUCCCCACAAGGGUUUCUUACUGCUGUGCUGCAGAACUAUGCUCGUCAAAAUGGAAUCUCGGUGGAUUCUCUAACUUUUGGCCAUAGACUGCUUCCUACAAUCCACGAUGAAGACUGCAACCUCAGAGAAGUCAAAAGAAAACAAAAUAUAAUACAAACUGCGUUUAAGGCAUCUUCCCUCUCAGAAAAUGGUGUUCUAGUUUUUGGUUUAUAUAUAGAUGGUGCACGAUGGAGCACUACUACACAUGUGCUGGAAGAACCCUUUCCUCAUGACAGAUUUUAUCCACUCCCUGAAAUAGUGUUUUUACCACAACAGAUUAUCCAAACAAGACACACAUGUCCAGAUGAGGAACAAGGAGAAAUAAUGCAUUAUGAAUGUCCACUUUACCGGACUCCUCAAAGAGCUGGAAUCUUGUUAUCUACAGGUCUGUCCACUAACUUUGUAACAACAGUCAGUCUACCAACCAAGAGAACUUCCAGUCAUUGGGUUACAAGAGGGGUUGCAAUGCUGUGCCAAAUGGAUGACUGACAAAUUAGAACAAAACAAACCACCAUUUAUUGUUCAUGAAACCACAUCUUAUCUGCUAUACAACUAAGAUUGGGGAGUAUAGUGGUUUCAAAAGCAUUAGGAGUACUAGUAGUCAGUCAGCUACUUACUGUACAAAUGCGAUCAAGAUAAUGUAGCACUCCUUGGGUUAAAUAAAUCUUAUUUAAAAAUCCGUAGUUUGAUGUACAGCAUGAUACUUUCUUUCUGCUUUGGCUUUAUCCAUUCGCUCGCCUCCCUGGUAUCUGAUUAUUCAUCUGAAGCAGUGUCUAAGUUUUAUAAUUAUGUACCAUUUCUGUAUAGGCUAGACAGGAAAGUAGAGCAUUCUAAGCAGCAUUAUGAUUUAAGUUUAUGAUCGAAAUUAAAGAACACCGUUAACUGCUCCAAUGAGAAGACCUUUUUCGUAGUAUUAUAAGUGUAUUCCUCACUUCUAUCCAAUGUUAGUUCAAGUGUUUACCAAAGUGUGGUAGCUAGUGUAGAGUUAUCAGAGCCCACUUCAAAACUACAGGGAUAAUCUUCGUGUUAUAACUGAUUAAAAACUACUACUUCUGUUUCUCUUGUGCAUUCCAGUUUUGCCAGGUUUAAAAAGAGCAACCAGAUUAUAUGGACCACUGAUCUGGUAUGAAGAU
Messenger RNA from Gopherus flavomarginatus (Mexican gopher tortoise), 15084 nucleotides. RefSeq names its product dynein axonemal heavy chain 14 (gene DNAH14). Gene Ontology annotation, molecular function: minus-end-directed microtubule motor activity; ATP hydrolysis activity; ATP binding. The transcript has 87 exons. The coding region runs from base 68 to 14440 and encodes 4790 amino acids. Gene Ontology annotation, cellular component: dynein complex. Lineage: Eukaryota; Metazoa; Chordata; Testudines; Testudinidae. Gene Ontology annotation, biological process: microtubule-based movement. The record is from RefSeq and is a predicted model, not a curated record.